UGAGACAUGAAGAGCUGCAAGGAGUGGCGGAGGAGGAGAGCGGGUGCACAAGCGUCGACUGAAAUUGUGCGAGUACGCCAAGGAGGGCAGGUUGAGGACUGAAUGUAGGAGGGAAACGAGUGGAAGAUCAAGAUAUAGGUGGAGCGCCAAAAGGAGGAGAGUGUAUCUGCUGACUUUCAUCUUCAAAGGCUGAGCCAAACACAGGAAUCAUGGCCAACAUCACAACUACAAUACACCCAAGUAGUCUCCCACUUCGCCCUGAGGCAGUUCCUCUGCCCCAAUUCUCUUUGCAGGUCCAAGAAGUGUACCCCUUCCAUGAUGGCUGGAACGUGGCCUGUUUUAUCAUCCUUCUGCUUUUCAUCCUCACUGUCCUGUCCCUAGCUGCCUUGGCCAUUCUCUAUGAGCUACUGGACUGUGGGUGCUGUGCCAAAGGGAAAACGCACCAACAGUUACAGGCGGAAGGACCGGGAAGCUGCAGCAAGCUCAUGACCAGCAUUUGCAAGGAACCAGAAUCCCACACGGAGGUGGUAUAGGUUAAGCAAUGAUGAGGGAAAAGUUGGAAUUCAGGUUUUAUUGCUGAAUUGGCAAAUACCAAAGCAAUGACCCAGAUUCAAUGGAAAGAGGAAUGAGACCCUGAUUUCUUUUUUCUUUAGGAGGAAAUUUUCAUACAUCUAUAAACAAACUAUUAAAAGAUGUAUUUGACACUCGAAAUGCCACUAGAGAAAGAAAAAGCCCCAGAGAAUAAACUGUACAGUGUGGCCUGAAAAUGACUCAUUCACAGUACUUAAUGAAGGAUGUGGCAGAAUGUUUUACAACUAAGUGGGCCUUUAUCUGCUUUAUUUAUUUUUUAUCUCUUUAUGGUAUUUUUUUCAAUGUAAUUAUGAUGUUGCAUGCUCAAAAUACACUAUUUUAAAAGAAGAAGAAAUAUGACAAAGGUAUUAACUUUCCAACGGCAAAUGUCCUGUGAAUACUAUAAGUACUUGUGACCUGCUGGAUGCAGAUGAUCUUUAAUGACUUACACUGUAUAUAAAGAUGCUGUACAACAUUAAGGACAUGACCAUCUCAGUUUAAACUGAUAAAGCUAAGCUAGACAUAACUGCUUUGAAUGAAGCCCGUCUUUCCCCAUUUUUCACUAAACUGUACACCAAUGAUGUCAACAUGUUCAGUAAUGCAACAUUAACAAGUGUGGUAGCUGCACAGUAACAUAGUUAAACGUUUCAAGUGCAAUGUAUGAUUUCAUAUGCCUUACCACAAAUUGCCUAAUAAACGUUCACGGAAA
Melanotaenia boesemani (Boeseman's rainbowfish) is the source of this 1279-nucleotide messenger RNA. It is a transcript of the gene smim18, whose product is annotated as small integral membrane protein 18. Lineage: Eukaryota; Metazoa; Chordata; Actinopteri; Atheriniformes; Melanotaeniidae. The record is from RefSeq and is a predicted model, not a curated record. The transcript has 2 exons. The coding region runs from base 210 to 533 and encodes 107 amino acids.